Molecule: messenger RNA, 940 nt
Organism: Periophthalmus magnuspinnatus
Lineage: Eukaryota; Metazoa; Chordata; Actinopteri; Gobiiformes; Gobiidae
Product: glutathione S-transferase omega-1-like
Exons: 6
Coding region: 111-833 (240 amino acids)
Biological process (GO): glutathione metabolic process
Cellular component (GO): cytoplasm
Molecular function (GO): glutathione dehydrogenase (ascorbate) activity; glutathione transferase activity
Source: RefSeq, a predicted model, not a curated record
AAAUUUAGGAAUGUGCCAUAUAAAAACGUCUGCUUCUGUCUUCCGCAGUCACGGUUUUAAGUAUUUCAUUUAUUUAACAUUUAUAAUUGUACUGAGCCACAUAAACAACAAUGAUCACGGAGAAGUGCCUCGCUAAAGGAAGUGCUCCCCCUGGUCCUGUGCCUAAAGGCCACAUUAGACUGUUCAGCAUGAGGUUCUGCCCAUUUGCCCAAAGGGCAAGGCUGGUGCUCAAUGCCAAGGGGAUUAAACAUGAAAUCAUUAACAUCCACCUGAAGGAAAAACCAGACUGGUUUUUGGAGAAAAACCCUCUUGGACUUGUGCCUACUCUUGAGACCGAGGCUGGUGAGGUAGUGUCCGAGUCUUCCAUCACCUGUGACUACCUGGAUGAGGUCUACCCCCAGAAGAAACUGCUUCCUUCAACUCCUUUUGGAAAGGCUCAGCAGAAGAUGAUGCUGGAGCAUUUUUCCAAGGUGACUCCUUAUUUCUACAAAAUCACUCUGGCAAAGAAGGAUGGUGAGGAUAUCUCUGGGCCUGUUAUUGAACUGGAAGAAAAGUUUGUGAGGAUGGAUAAGGAUCUGGUUAAAAAGAAGACCAAAUUCUUUGGUGGUGAUUCCAUUACAAUGAUUGAUUAUAUGAUGUGGCCGUGGUUUGAAAGACUUGAGGCCUUUGAUCUCAAACAUCUCCUGGAUAGCACUCCUGAACUAAAAAAGUGGUAUAUCAGUAUGUGGGAGGACCCUGCAGUCAAAGUUUCUUCAAGCAGCACUGAGAACCAUAAGGCAUUUUUAAAGUCUGCUUUUAUUGAUGGCAAACCAGACUAUGACUUUGGCCUGUAAACACUGUGCUCUACUUGUAAAAACACACAUUUAUAUGAAUUGUUUUUGAUAUCAAGAUGCACUUAAUUUCAACUAUUAUGAAUAAAAAAGUAAAACACUAACCCAAA